UUUUAUCGUUGGGCACUGCAAAUCAAGCACUAUGAAGCAGAUCCACUCGGUCGCAAUUUGCUACUGGAUGCGGGCAAUGAGGUGCCAUUGCUGGAACGGCUCUCGCAAAAGCCAUACAUCAAUAACGCCAUCACUUCAUCGCGCUAUACCGUUUACAACUUUCUUCCUCGCCAACUCGCCUUUCAGUUUAGCAAAAUUGCUAAUUGCUACUUCUUGGGUGUGUCCAUUAUGCAGAUGAUUCCUGGUUUGUCGACGACAGGUACGUACACGACCAUCAUUCCGCUUGCCUUCUUCAUUAUUCUAUCAAUGGCACGCGAAGGCUAUGAUGAUUUUCGACGGCACCGGAUGGAUCAAGCAGAAAACAACAAGUCCGUGCAAGUGUACCGUCGAGGUGGAGCAGAUCCUUGGGUUACCAUCAAAUGGUGGCAAAUCAAAGUUGGCGACAUUGUUCGACUCAAGAAGAAUGACUGGAUCCCAGCUGAUUUGUUCUUGUUACAUUCUUUGGGUCAGAAUGGUGUUGCGUAUAUCGAAACGGCUGCACUCGAUGGCGAGACGAAUCUCAAAUCAAAACGUGCCAUUACGCGUAUUGCUGAACACACUGCAUCGUUGGACUUGCUAGGCGACUUCAAAGCCACCUUGCAUUCUGAAUCGCCAAAUCAGGACUUGUACAACUAUGAAGGCACCAUUGAGUUGGGUGAUGAAAAGCUACCCAUCACGAGCGAGCAAAUCAUCUAUCGCGGUAGCAUCAUGCGCAAUACCUCUGAAGCAUGGGCAGCAGUCGUCUUUACCGGUGAAGAAACAAAAAUCCGCAUGAAUGCGAGUAAGAAUGUACGCACCAAAAAGCCAGCAAUCCAAGCCGUCAUCAACCGGAUCGUUGCCAUUAUCGUUUUGUUUGUUAUUGGCUUGGCCAUCUUUUGCACUGUUGGUUACUACAUCUGGCACAGCAAGACGGAGAAGCGGCUCUGGUACUUGGCAUCAGCUCGCCAGCUGACAUUCAUUCAAGUGUUCGUCUCGUUCAUUAUUCUCUACAACACGAUGGUGCCACUAUCCCUUUACGUCUCGCUCGAGAUUGUCAAGCUCAUACAGCAGAUUUUACUGCAGGAAGACAUCGACAUGUACCAUGAACAAAGCGAUACACCAGCAGUGGCGCGCACUUCCACCAUCAAUGAAGAGCUAGGCCAAGUCUCGUAUGUCUUUACCGACAAGACGGGAACCCUCACAGACAAUGAAAUGGUCUUUCGCAAAAUCUCAGUCGCUGGACACGCCUGGUUGCAUGAUUUGGAUCUCCAACGCAGUCGCGCUCACGAGCGUCCAUUCCUGUUGCAUCGCUUGAAGAAGGGAAAAAAGUCAAUCAAGCGUGAUCAACACUUGUUUGGCAGUCGCUCCAACUCUAUUCAUGUUGCUGAAGCAGCUGCACAGCAUCAUCCUGCACCACGCAGAUCGCUGGGCAAUGCGAUGGGUCGUCGCUCAACCUCUAGUUGGCACCAUGCAGCGACUGGUGCAGCAACAGGUCCUGCAACAGGUCCUUUACGUUCAACGCUCGAUAUGCUCGAUUACAUUCAAACGCACCCACACGCUGUCUUUGCGCGUCGUGCACGUUUAUUCUUAUUGUCGAUUGCAUUGUGUCACACUGCAUUGCCAGAAUUCGAUGAAGGCGAGACAAUUCCGCGAUUCAGUGCUGCUUCGCCCGAUGAAUUGGCACUCGUCAAUGCGGCUAUGGAAAUGGGGUACAUUGUCAUUGACCGCUCUGCUCAACAAAUCAAGUUACAAACGCAUCCAAAUGGCUUGGACGAAGAGCCUCUAGAGGAGAUCUAUACUGUGCGCGAUGUGAUUGAGUUUUCAUCAGCUCGGAAGCGCAUGUCGUGUGUUGUUGAGUUUCCAGAUGGUCGACUCUGUCUCUUUUGCAAAGGUGCUGAUUCCUUCUUGAUGGAACGUAUGCGGUUACGUGAUUUGGCAAAACGCAAAUGGCUUGAAGUGGAGCGACAAGCGCAAGAUCGACAAAGUAUGGAAGCUGAGCGUGCUCGGAAAAGCUUAGCUCGACCGAGUGUUGCGUUGUCGCGUCCGAGUAUCUCUGGUAACCGACUUGACAUGAUUCGUGACUUGGAUGCCUUUUUGGAUCGUGCGCGAGAGUCAGUGACACUGGAUGAAGCGGGGCCUAGUGGUGGCAUGCCUGUUAGGCAAUCUAUUCAGCUGACACGACAAUCGAUGCAAUUGACACGGCAUUCCAUGGCGUAUGGUGAGCCGAAAUCACCAUUGCAGCGGUCUGGCGAGGAUACCAUUGAUGAUUUACUCGUUCGCAAUGAAGCUGCCGUUUUUGAGCAAACAUUCAGGCAUCUCCAUGAUUUCGCUGGUGAGGGUUUACGUGUCCUGCUGUAUGGUCACCGUUUCUUGACACCCGAGGAGUAUCGCUCGUGGAAGAAAGUCUACGCUGAAGCACAAACGAGCUUUGAGGAGCGUCAAGCGAAAAUGGAGCAAGCUGCUGAAUUGAUUGAGACGGAUCUGGACUUGACUGGUGCAACGGCGAUUGAAGAUAAGCUGCAAGAAGGUGUACCCCAAACUAUUGACAAGCUGCGACGUGCUGGCAUCAAGAUUUGGAUGUUGACGGGUGACAAGCGCGAGACGGCCAUCAAUAUCGGUCAUUCGUGUGGUUUGAUCAAGGACUACUCUACCACCAUCAUCCUCGACAAGGAAGACCCUGAAAUGGCUGGCAUCAUGGCGACGCGCGUACUAGAGAUCAUUGAUGAAACAAUUGUGCACUCGGUUGUGGUGGUGGAUGGCAUGACGCUCGCCGUUAUUGAGGAGGAUCUCAGUCUGAAGACACUCUUUUUGGAUUUGGGUGUCAAGGCUAAUAGUGUCAUUUGCUGCCGUGCAUCGCCUGCACAAAAGGCAUUGCUCGUGCGGCAUGUACGCAAGCAAGUCAAGGCUUCCAUCACACUGGCUAUUGGUGACGGUGCCAAUGAUAUUGCCAUGAUUCGCGAAGCGCAUGUGGGUAUUGGCAUUGCUGGCAAGGAAGGCUUGCAAGCUGCUCGCACGUCCGAUUACAGCAUUGCUCAAUUUCGAUUCUUACUCAAGCUGUUGCUCUGUCAUGGUCGUUGGAAUUACGUUCGCAUCUCCAAAUAUGUGUUGUGUACCUUCUACAAGGAAAUGCUACUGUUUAUGACGCAAGCGAUUUAUCAGCGAUUUGUUGGGUAUACGGGCACGUCGCUGCACGAGUCAUGGUCACUCACUCUGUUCAAUACGCUCUUCACAUCGCUUGCUGUUAUUGGGAUUGGCGCCUUUGAGCGUGAUCUCAGCUCAGCAACUUUGCUCGCUGUGCCUGAACUCUAUGCCACCAGUCGUCUCGGUAAGGCCUUUGGUAUGCGCUUAUUUAUUGGUUGGAUGGUCUUGGUCGCCUCUCAGUCGGUGAUUGUCUAUUACUUGGCCUACUACGCAUAUGCUUACUGGGUGACCCCUGAUCUGUAUCCCUUUGGCGAUAUGGUCUUUACUGCCUGUGUUGCCAUCAUCAAUAUCAAGUGUCUGUUCCUCGAGAUGCACGUCUGGUCCGUCCUCAACUAUGCCUUCUUCUUCAUCUCCUAUGGUGGCUGGUGGGUUUGGACCAUUGCACAGAGUCUUAUUUUCGGUCACCAGUCCAUCUAUUUCGUGAAGGAUGCGAUUCGCCUACAGUUUGGCCGUCAGCUUGGUUGGUGGGCGGGCUUGCUGAUUGUUACGGCGAUUCCGUUGCUGAUUGAUGUUGCUUUACAAGCGCUUCGAUCUGCAUUUCGGCCGACGGAGGAGGAUAUCUUUAGGGAGUUGCAGCAGGAUUCCGCCGGGAAAGCGCGGCUGGAGGAGGAAGCGGCGAUGGAGCUGCAGAAUGGUUGGAUUGAGGGC
Molecule: messenger RNA, 3867 nt
Organism: Protomyces lactucae-debilis
Lineage: Eukaryota; Fungi; Ascomycota; Taphrinomycetes; Taphrinales; Protomycetaceae
Exons: 1
Biological process (GO): phospholipid translocation; endocytic recycling; post-Golgi vesicle-mediated transport
Cellular component (GO): plasma membrane
Molecular function (GO): ATPase-coupled intramembrane lipid carrier activity; ATP binding; magnesium ion binding
Source: RefSeq, a predicted model, not a curated record